Messenger RNA from Monopterus albus (swamp eel), 5185 nucleotides. RefSeq names its product ubiquitin specific peptidase 53a (gene usp53a). Gene Ontology annotation, cellular component: cell-cell junction. NCBI's taxonomy places the organism in Eukaryota, Metazoa, Chordata, Actinopteri, Synbranchiformes, Synbranchidae. Gene Ontology annotation, biological process: response to auditory stimulus; protein deubiquitination; sensory perception of sound. Bases 829 to 3924 code for a protein of 1031 amino acids. Gene Ontology annotation, molecular function: cysteine-type deubiquitinase activity. The record is from RefSeq and is a predicted model, not a curated record. The transcript is spliced from 17 exons.
UCAGGUGCUGAGGUCGCCGGAGCGCGCACUGCUCACUACCGCCGCGCGUCAGUGAACUGCAGUAAAACCGGACGCCUCUAAAAACCGGAGUACACAGCAAGCGGAGCCAGUCGGCUGCUGUGUCCGAAGUGGAUUUUUACGAGAUAAGAAAUCCCACCAAAGCCUGUGGAAGUGAAGUUUCAGCGGCGUAAAGACGACACGUAGUUUUCUGGUUGGCGUUUUAGUUUCCAGCCUUUCUCCAUUAAGUAACCAGAGACUCCUGAGGCUUCCUCCCCCCGAAACUCAACCAGAACACUGCAACUCCUGGAUUUAACAACACUGAAGGAUACUGCCGCACUUUGGAGUGUUGUUGUUUCUGGGCUGCCCAGCCUGGACACUUGACUAUGGGUGAACCUCUGUGGAGUAGCAGCAUCAGGACCGUGUGGGAAAGCUUGUUCUGCAGCAGCCCAUCCUCUCUGAAUGUGUUGUGGAUCAAAAUACAAGAUGGCAGAGAUGCCGUCCGAUGUGGUUAACUACACAUCUUAUCAGAAGUAUUAAACCACUGAUCAUCAGAGGCUUCCCAGCACGAAGACUCGGGUUGUAAUUUUUUAUUUUUUUUUUUGUAUUGACUUUCAGCUUUUUUUUUUUUGGAAACAUUUUUAAUUAGCAAAGAAAGCAAAAGGUCUUUUGUGUGAGCUGCAGAAAUGGACUAGAAGCCCAUGUUUAGUAGGGCAGCUGCUGCAGCUUGUGGAUUAACUUAACCUGAAGGGCCAGGGGAUCUGAUCCCAGCUCCAACCCGCCCUGUCAGCUGACCGUCCCACUUAUCUAAAGGUGUAGAUCCACUAACCAAUGGCAUGGGCCAAGUUCUUCAGGAGGCCGGGGGGCAACCUGGGGAAAUCGUACCAGCCGGGGAGCAUGCUGUCUCUGGCCCCCACCAAAGGACUCCUGAACGAGCCGGGCCAGAACAGCUGCUUCCUCAACAGCGCUGUGCAGGUACUAUGGCACCUGGACAUCUUCAGACGCAGCUUCAGGCAGCUACCUGGACACUUCUGUUUAGGAGACUCAUGCAUCUUUUGUGCAUUAAAGGAUAUCUUCUCCCAGUUCCAGCAGAGUCGGGAGCGAGCCCUGCCCUCUGACAGCCUGCGUGUCGCCUUGGCAGAGACCUUUAAGGACGAGCAUCGCUUCCAGCUGGGCUUCAUGGAUGAUGCCGCAGAGUGCUUUGAGAACAUACUGGAGAGGAUCCACCUGCACAUUGUGUCUGAAGAGACAGACGCCUGCACUUCAAAGUCUUGCAUCACGCAUCAGAAGUUUGCUAUGUCACUUUAUGAGCAGUCUGUGUGCCGUAGCUGUGGGGCGUCCUCCGAUCCACUACCAUUUACAGAGCUGGUGCAUUAUGUCUCCACCACUGCACUUUGUCAACAGAGUCUUCAGCGCAAAGACGAGUCAUUUGGGGAACUGUUACAAACAGUGAGUACAACAGGAGACGUACGUAACUGUCCGAGCAAUUGUGGUCAGAGAAUUAGGAUCCGACGGGUCCUCAUGAACUCUCCAGAAAUAGUUACUAUAGGCUUCGUCUGGGACUCGGAGCAGUCAGACCUGACUGAGGAUGUUAUCCGCUUUUUAGGGCCCCAUCUCAGUCUCUCUGCACUCUUCUACAGGGUGACAGAUGAGCAAGCCAAAAAAGGAGAGCUUCAGCUCGUGGGGAUGAUCUGCUACACCAGCCGCCACUAUUGUGCCUUCGCCUUCCACACAAAGUCCUCCAAAUGGGUCUUCUUUGAUGAUGCAACAGUAAAAGAGGUCGGCACCAGGUGGAAAGAUGUAGUCACCAAAUGUAUCAAAGGUCACUUCCAGCCUCUCCUCCUGUUUUACUCCAACCCAGAUGGGAGUGCUAUCACUGUGGAUGAUGGCUCGAGACAAACCAGCAGCCACUCCCAGCACAAGACCCCUGCCAGUGGGGGAGUGCAAGGCCUCGAGUCUCCAGUGUCCACCCCAAAGAAGCUGGACCUCACCAAGGAGAAUCUGAAUGCUCGGUUGGGUGCCUUCAGCAGGGGCAGCGAUCAGACCAGUGCAGGGCGGGGACCAGUGAAAAUUGGCACCAAUGAUCCCAGGAGUCGCAUCAAAGAGCUUUCUCGAGAAGUUGCCCAGAAAGCAGGGGAGAUUCGGGGGUUGCAUCCAUUCAGAAGGCAACCUGACAGGAGUGGUCAGCGGGAGCCGGAGUCCCACUCCAGAGAUCCAGCCAAGGACAGGACCUACACCCGCUCUGUUUCCCCUCCAGAGAAUGGCUUCAGAAAACCCCUGGAGACUCGACUGUACAGAAGCCAAGGGAAAGGUCCCAUUCGGCCUGAGAGAACACCCCACCUUGGUGGUCGAUCCUCCAAUCAAUGCUCUCGCUCUCACUCUAGUGUCCAAGUGCUACCCAGUGUGUCCAAUGCCAGUAGUGGCCAUCGCAGCCGGAGACUGGACCACUUUUCUAACGGAUAUGACACUGACAGCAGCCAAGACUCCCGUCCUGGAAGUAGAGGGAACAGCCGCAGCAAGCCUGAUCGCCUGUGGAAGCCCACACGGGAGGCGCUAAAUGUGGACAGUGUUUUAAGACGCACUGUUGAUGUUAAUUCAAGUCAAGAGCAAAGGAAGCACAGCCCCCAAAGAAGACCCAUCAGUCAGUCGCCCUCCCAUGACCGGGACAGAGAUUUUACAUGGGGAACCCAGGAAGAGCCUAAACCCAAGAGCCUAAUGACCAUCUAUGAGGAUGAGCAGAGGAACGAAACUGCUGGCAGCCAGAGCUCGCUGGACUCAGAUAGCCGGUACGGCUACGGUGACAGGGACAGGUCGAAGGGUACAGUGACCCUGAAGAUGCGGAAUGACAACUGGAAGAUCCAGAGAGCUGAAUCUGGAUAUGAAAGUAGUGACAGACUAAGCAAUGGUUCAGCAAAUCUUGACUCACCUGUGGCAGAGCACCUCUCUUCCAAGGAAUUGCGGCCCAUACCUGAGCUGCAUCCGACCAGGGAUCACUUCCCUCAGAGAAGAAACGAUAAUUUGAAGGCCGACAUAUUACACUCUCCGUUUUCCACAAAUGAACAAGGAAGAAAAUCUCCAGAUCUACAAGAUGCUGUAGACGUCUCUGGUCAGAUCAUACAAAGAAGAAGAGCUGUCCGAUACACUCCCAGGAUCUUGGAGAAGAACAGUGGUCUGGACAGCGAACAAGCCGACAAUGUGGAUGGUAGCCCUGUAGGCUAUGGGCCUUCUUACUUGGCAACGACCAGCAGUUCUGAGUGGAACAGCUUUGAUGACCUUGCUGGAUCCUUCUCUGAACAACAGGAGACAGACACUGUUGCCCGUAUAGACUCUUUUUCACAGGACUCUCCCCCGCCUUUACCCCCUAAGACUUUUGGCAGCAGUUAUACUGACCCAUCUGGCGCCGACAUCCAACCGCCGGAGGUACCAGCACGGUCGAGGCCCCGCAAUGAACCCAAAAAUGGCUUAUCGCCUUUCUCGCACACCUCCUUCCGUCGGUGGAUUGAUACACCUGCAGAGCACAGGCUUUCAUCUGAUGCCAGCUCCAAGUCGGGGUCAUCUGACCAAGACAGGAGCGAUCUGUCGGCCAGUGAGAGUGACGAGAGGUUACCCAGUCCAAAGCCCUCGCAUGAUGCUGGUACAGGCUCCCCUUUUCUGCCAGAAGUGGCUCUUCCCACCACUUACUUUUAUGUGGACAACUGUAUGACAGACACUUAUCGGGCCAAAUACUAUAAGAAGCCUGCCUUGAAAGCAGAGGACCAUACGUCGUCAGGUGAGAGUGAUGUUGAAGGGAGGGGAUGCCAUUUGCCAGAUGUUCAGCCACCACAGCUACCCAAAAGUCGAAUAGAGUCAGGCUACUCUACUACCAAGACAACCGCUAAGUGGAAUCCAGUUACUCCAAAAACUCUCGAUGAGCAUGGUUUCCUGUGAUUUUAUCAGAAGAAACAAUAGACCUUAAAUGAUCUAGUGACUGGAUGCCAGAAGGAAUUGUUAGGCACUGUAACUGCUACACAGUUGGAGUCUUUCCAACUGGGAUACGAAUUCACUCAUAAACCUGUCAUAACAGAAACACUGGACAUGUGGAUGCCAAGGAGAUUGUAAAAAGAACUGUAAAAAGAAUGAAAGGUGUCUUUCAUAGUAUGUACCACUAAAAUCUUUGAAUGAAUAAUGAAUUUGCACAGUAAAUAGCACCAGAAAGGUACAGAAAAAACAUUUUGCUGUUGGUCAGGUUUGGGCUUUCGGAGGUCAUUAGAAAAUGUUUAGGUUUAUAAAGAAUGUGUCAGAAACAGUUACUUUGCCACAAAAUAGAUGAAAACAUUUAUUUUACAUGAAUAAGUAAUUAGUUCCUGCAUUUUGACUUUCUUUCACUCUAUGGAGCACUUCUGUUUUAGUUUAACUGCUCCCAUUUUAGUGUUAUGAGGUGUCUGCCCUAGUCUAUUUUCUUUCAAAGAACUCAAGAUGGGUUCCAGGAAUACACCAAACAUGCUUCUUUUGUAAAGUCUUUCUACAUACUGAAGACUAAAAACAUCAUAAGGAUCGUUUGAAUAUGAAGCUCAAGGACACCCACACAGGUGUUCCUGUUUGUACACGGCAUUUUAUGACCUUGGCUAAUAACCAGCAACAGUUUUUCUUCUGUCUCUCUCUCUCUGUAAAACUGUUAAAAAGUGAGAGUCAAUGCAUAACUACCACUGACCACCACUGUGUGUGUCCAGUGGCAAUAAAGCAAUGGGUAAGGUAAGCAAGUAGGCAAAGGAAUGUAUGUGGCAUGAGGCACAUCCCCAUGUCCUAAAAUGCACACAUCCCAUUAUUGAAGCAUUUUUACUGUGUUGUACAUCUUUGCACUUUGACUAUUUAUUUUUUCACACUCCUUACAGGUAUAAUCCAUCGUUUUCUGUCUCAUCUCUUAAGUUGGCUAUUAUUAGCAGCAAGUGUGAACUGGUAGGACACGGGCCUGUCAGCAUAUGAAAGCAUCAGCUUGAUAAUAACUUUGUAAAUAUGAAUAGUGGACUUUUUUUUAGUUUAAAACAUUUUCUAUAUGCAGCAGAUGCUAAUGCACAGUGCCUUUUUGUAUUUUUUUAUGUCAAGACAAGGUGAAAUUGGAGCCAUGAUUUGUACAAAUCUUUGGAUUGAAAGAGUUUUUUGUAAAUUUUAUUUUUGUUAAACAACUAUUAAACAAUUUUAUUUAACCGUG